This is a messenger RNA of Penicillium psychrosexuale, 630 nucleotides long. Its product is annotated as putative SNF7 family protein Fti1/Did2. The transcript has 2 exons. Gene Ontology annotation, cellular component: multivesicular body; ESCRT III complex. Gene Ontology annotation, biological process: protein transport; late endosome to vacuole transport; endosome transport via multivesicular body sorting pathway. The record is from RefSeq and is a predicted model, not a curated record. Bases 1 to 630 code for a protein of 209 amino acids. NCBI's taxonomy places the organism in Eukaryota, Fungi, Ascomycota, Eurotiomycetes, Eurotiales, Aspergillaceae.
AUGGUUCGCAAAGACCCUAUCUUCGAAGCCCGCACAAAUGUCAAGCUACACUCCAACCGACUAAAGAAAGAAGCCAUCCGGGCCGAGGCGACCUUCAAAUCCGAAAAGGCCAAAGCCGACAAGGCGAUGAAAAACCGCGAGUUCCAAAUCGCCCGCAUCCACGCCGCCUCCGCCGUGCGAGAGAAGCGACGCCAAGUAACGCUCAAAUCCGAAGCCGCACGCGCCGAUGUCAUCAUCAAUGAACUCAAGGCCGCCCAGAGCACGCGCGACACAUCCCGCACGCUCGCUAUGGCGUCGCGGGGCCUGGACGCUGCCUCGCGGAGCGUCAACCUCGAACACCUCGUCUCGCACGCUAACAACUUCCUCGCCCGGUCGGAGGACUUCAAGAUCGCGAGUAGUGCGAUCGAGGAUGUCGCACAGGGUAUAUCGAUGCAGGAAUACGGUGCGGAGGGCGAGGCUGAUGUGGAUCGGCUUAUGGAACAGCUGGCUGAUGAUGCGGGUGUUGAUAUGCGCUUGAACCUUGAGGCGGAUGCUGCGCCUAAGGAGGAGGUUAAGGAGCCUAAGCAGGUGGAUGCCGAGGCCGAGGAUGGUUUAGGUGCCAGGCUACGGGCUUUACGGGCUGCUAAUUGA